This is a messenger RNA of Thrips palmi, 2653 nucleotides long. Its product is annotated as beta-1,4-glucuronyltransferase 1. NCBI's taxonomy places the organism in Eukaryota, Metazoa, Arthropoda, Insecta, Thysanoptera, Thripidae. The transcript has 9 exons. Gene Ontology annotation, molecular function: glucuronosyltransferase activity. The record is from RefSeq and is a predicted model, not a curated record. Bases 101 to 1591 code for a protein of 496 amino acids.
GGGCAGCACGGGCCGCACGGGCAGCUCGGGCCGGAGCGGGCCUCAGCGUCCUGCGAGGUGCUCGCCCGGUCCGGACCCUCGCCAUCACCCCCGCCGCCCAAUGUCCCAGGUCGGAUGCCGCCUGAGGAACUUGGGCUUGCUCUGGGUGUUCGUGCUGACAUGCUCCAACAUCCUUCUGACGGUGCGCCUGCUCGGCUCCACGCCGGACUGCGGCACGGCGCCCGGCCUGGCCAAGGCCAAGGCCCGCGUGGCGCACCUGCAGCACCUGCAGCAGCAGGCCAGGAGGGCCGACCAGCCGGAGCAUGGCGGCCAGCAGGCGGAGGACGCGCUGGACCAGCAGUCGCCAAACGCCGAGGACGACCUGGACCCGGACACCAUCUCUGUGGACCCGGCGCUAGGGAGGUGGGACUCGCGGAGGGUGCUCAAGAUGUUCGACUUGGCGCUGGUCGGCGCGCAGUACGCCCAGCUCUCCGCCGAGUACAAGGUCACCCUCGCCACGCAAACCAGCCUGGAGCGUCUCCACUCGCUGGUGCAGGUCGUGCACCACUGGACGGGGCCCUUGUCGGUGGCUCUGUACGCGGCGGGGGACGAGUGGGCUCUGGUGCAGGCCUACGUCCGCUACCUUCGGCGCUGCUACGCACCCGUCCGAGAGCGAGUGGCCUUCCACGCCGCCUUCCCCGCAGACCGCCUGCCCGAGUCGUCACCCGACCAGCUGAUGGAGAUCCUGGGCUCGGAGGCGCACCUGGACUGCUUCCGGCCGGAGCCCAGCCUCAAGGAGCUGAUGCGGCAGCGCAGCCCAGAGUCCAUCCGAUGGCGCAUGCGCCACGGCUACCCGCAGAACCACAUGCGCAACCUGGCGAGGAAGGCCUGCCAGACCGAGUACGUGUUCCUGGUGGACGUGGACGUGGUGCCCAGCAUGGGGCUGGCGCAGGGGCUCAACGACUUCCUGCAGAAGGCCAAGUGCACCGCCCCCAGCGUGGCGCCGGACGCCCCCAAGGCGCCGCCCCCCAUGCUGCCCAAGACGCGCGGCGCGGGCCACCGGCCGCCGCCCCCGCCCCAGUGCGCCUACGUCAUCCCCACGUACGAGCUGGACGAGCGCGUCCGCUUCCCUCGCAACAAGAGCGACCUGGUGCGGCUGGCCGGCAAGGGUCUGGCGCGGCCCUUCCACCACAAGGUAUUCAUCUACAACCAGUACGCGACCAACUUCACCCGCUGGCAGAGCGAGGGCGACGCGGACAACGCGGCCGUGCACGUCGCGUACAACGUGACCAACUUCGAGUUCCUGUACGAGCCGUUCUACGUGGCGAGGGACACGAUGCCGCCCCACGACGAGAGGUUCAUGGGCUACGGGUACACCAGGAACACGCAGGUGUACGAGAUGUUCGUGGCCGGGGUGCAGUUCCAGGUCCUGUCGCCCACGUUCUCGGUGCACUGGGGCCUGCAGAGCAAGCAGGCGCGCCCGGCCUGGAGGGAGCUGCAGAACAACGAGAACCGGCGCCACUUCGACGUGUUCAAGCGGGAGGUGGCUGUGCGGUACCGAAGGGAUCCUUUGAGCAUGGUCCAGCCCAACCGCACUCCCGGAAAGGCCUAGGCCCCUGGGCGUGGGUCUCGGACUUCGUCGGGACAUUCUUUCGAACGACGACGCCGAUCGACGUCAUCAUGGUCCUGGCGUCCUCAUUUGCAGGCGCGGGGACGAGAAAAUGUGUCUACCGCGAUUAUUGUGGCUUGCUUUAAUUGAGCACGUUGCUAGCGGAGUUAGCACAAUGCGUUACGUUGCACUGCUUUGGUGCGAGCUGUGUGCAAGAUGCACUGAUUGUCGGGUCGGGUUGGUGCUGGCAAGCGGGUUGCCUAUGCUCGACUCAGUGGGCGUACUGCAGCGCACUGCCACUGCCAUUGGAAGGCGCUGCAACGCCACUGCCUUUGGAAGGCCGUUGGUCCCCGGUCAGAAGCCUCCCAUCCCACGCCUUUUCGGUACGUCGGCUCAGCAGUUAAUUCCAUGCCUCCACUUGGCCAGAGUAGCAGCCGCUGAGCGCGACUUCCGCAUCUUCCUGCCGCAGUCGGGCAAGUCGGGCCCAGGUAACCUGAGGCAAACCCCUUGCCAGCCACGCUGUGGACUUGCACCCGAUGUAAUCUGCGUUCACCUGUUCAUUUACAGGUCUUGUGAUAUACUGUUAGUAUCUUUCCAAUGCAGGAGUAAGUGUUCGGUGCUAAUGGUUCCUAGAUUGUUUGGCCACCAGUUCCUGUUUUAUUUUUGUGGACUGUCAUCUUUGUUCCAUACUCCUACCAGAGUUCACUGAUGUUCUACUUCACUAGACGUGUUAUGUCAUAGCCAAUGUGGAUUUUCAGAAUGCAGAAGGCCAGAGUUGUAACCAAGAUCUGCAUAUUUUCUUAUUUUUAAUUUUUUUUGAGAACCAAUAUUUUUUGGGUAGUCAAUGUGUUUGUCAAUGUGAUAUAUAAAUAUAUUAGGCUCUGCCACUGAAGGUAUUCUUUUCUGAAAUGACUAGAGAAUAUUACUAGACUAAUCCUGAAUAAUUGAAUGUGCAUUUUGAGACCUACAACUAGAAAGUGUUGAUUGUACUUGCUUACUUAUUGUAGUGAGUAAACAUUGACAAUUUUUAUAAAAUACUAAGUAUGAAUAAAAAUUUGAAUAUUG